This is a messenger RNA of Prunus avium (sweet cherry), 868 nucleotides long. The record is from RefSeq and is a predicted model, not a curated record. Lineage: Eukaryota; Viridiplantae; Streptophyta; Magnoliopsida; Rosales; Rosaceae.
AUGGAAUGCACUGGUGAGACGGUGAGGGGCUUAGAGGCAUCAAAUCUUGCUUCCAUUGAUGAAGGAUAUCUUGGUGGUUGUGAAGUGUCAAGUCACGAUGCACAGGUCCUUGCCAGUUUAACUUCUGCAAAGUCGUACUUUGAUAUUUUCUCAAACAAAAUUGACCAAGAGGUUAUGGAACUAGAGGAGGCUGAAUUAGAAUGGGACAUCCUUCAGAAAGAACAUGCAUUACAUGAAUCACCAAUCAAAGAUGGACAUCAGAUUCUUUCUCUAAGCUCUCCUGUGGAAGAUGAUGCACGCCUUAAGCAAAUCAAGGAUUGCAUUCAUUCCUUAGAAAAGUCCAAGCUCCAUGAAGACAUAGUCGCCUGCAGGCAGAAAAAACUUCUUAUGAGACGUGCCCGCCAGAAAUGUUUUGAAGAGGCAGCUUUACCAGAAGCUGAGCUACUUCAAGAACUUGAGAGGGAGAGAGCAGCUGAAGUUGAAAAAGAGAUCGAGAGACAGAGAUUGCUAGAACUUGAGCGUGCAAAAACCAGGGAGCUGCGACAAAACCUUGAGAUGGAGAAGGAAAGACAAGCCAGAGAGAGCUUCAGCGUGAAUUGGAACAGGCUGAGGCAGGAGUACGACCAUCACGACGCGACUUUUCCUCUACCUACAGCAGGUGAUCCUUUUAUGUGAUUUGUGGGAACUGCUUAAUUAUUCUGAAGUUUUGUUCAUGGAUAGAUAGUGUAGACUAAAAUAUUUAUUUUUUAGUGGAUAUAAGGGUAGGGCAUGCCACAACAAAUGUAAAUUAAAUAAGAAUCAUGGAUUAGAGGGUGGUUGGUGGACCCGUCACCAUGUUUCGAUUUCAGGAAUUUAGAGUUGUUGUCCA